Molecule: messenger RNA, 1383 nt
Organism: Juglans regia (Persian walnut)
Lineage: Eukaryota; Viridiplantae; Streptophyta; Magnoliopsida; Fagales; Juglandaceae
Product: wall-associated receptor kinase 3-like
Exons: 5
Coding region: 1-1383 (460 amino acids)
Biological process (GO): cell surface receptor signaling pathway; protein phosphorylation
Cellular component (GO): plasma membrane
Molecular function (GO): protein serine/threonine kinase activity; calcium ion binding; ATP binding
Source: RefSeq, a predicted model, not a curated record
AUGGGGCUCAUUUCAAGUUCAGCCUCAGACAAGAAUUAUAUGACAGGAUGCAUGUCACUCUGUGACAGCAUCGACGGCAUAGUUAACGAUUCUUGCUCUGGUGUAGACUGUUGCCAGACUACUAUUCUAGAUGGAAUAAAAUAUAUUGAGAUGUGGGCUAAGAGCCCUACAAACCACUCCAAUGUGAGUGAUUUCAAUCCAUAUUGGGCAGUUGGGAAGCAGACAUACGAAGAUGCUAAGAAGAAUACUACAGGAUACGCUUUUAAGGCAAUGAAUAGUGAAUGUUCCAAUUCCAAAAACGGUCUUGCGUAUCUCUGCAACUGCUUCUUAGGCUAUCAAGGAAACCCAUAUCUAUCUAAUGGUUGCCAAGAUAUUGAUGAGUGUGAAACUCAUCACGAGUGCGCUGAUCAUGCAAAAUGUGCCAACCUUGUGGGGUCUUACACCUGUUCUUGCCCCAAGGGGUACGAAGGAGAUGGGUGGAGAAAUGGAACUAGUUGCAUUCCUAAACCAAGCAAUUCUAAGAAUAUCAUAAUUGCACUAUGUAUUAGCACAAGUCUCUUAGUCUUGCUCUUGGGAGGUUCUUCAGUACUUUUGGGAUUGAAAAGAAGGAAGUUCAGGAAACUCCAAGAAAAGUACUUCCAACAAAAUGGUGGCUUAAUGUUACAAGAACAUAUUUUGAAUCAUGGAAGGUCGAUGGAGACAACGAAAAUCUUUAGAAAUGAUGAGCUUAAAAAGGCCACUAACAAUUAUGAUGAGAGUAGAGUCCUUGGCAAAUGGGGUUAUGAAACUGUUUACAAAGGAGUAUUCUCCGAUAACAAAGUGGUUGCCAUCAAAAAGUCCAAAGCAGAAAUAACCACCUUGGUGCAAGGAACUCUUGGAUAUUUGGACCCUGAAUACUUUCCAACUGGCCAGCUAACAGGAAAAAGUGAUCUGUACAGCUUUGGUGUUGUGUUGGCAGAGCAACUGACAGGUGAAGAGGCAAUUUCUAGGAAUAGGCCUGAAAGUGAUAAAAACCUGGCAAUGUAUUUUGUUUCUGCAAUGAAAGAGGAUCGUCUACUUGACAUUCUUCAGGAUCACAUUGUCAAUGAGAGUAAUAUUGAGCAAUUAAAGGAAGUUGUUAAUCUUGCAAAAGGGUGCUUAAGGUUAAGAGGGGAGGAUAGGCCCACUAUGAUGGAAGUGGCAAUGGAACUAGAAGGAUUGAGAAUUAUGAAAAAGCUUCCAAGGGAAAAUGAUAAUCAAACCACAGAAGAAACAGAAUACUUGCCCAGUACACCUACAAUCCCUUUUAACAUUGAUAUUGGCGUUGGUUCUUCUGCAAGGUCAGUUAGUGGACAUUAUAACAUGAUAAACCAACUCUUGAAACCCCUAGAUGAUGGCCGAUAA